Molecule: messenger RNA, 2385 nt
Organism: Plodia interpunctella (Indianmeal moth)
Lineage: Eukaryota; Metazoa; Arthropoda; Insecta; Lepidoptera; Pyralidae
Exons: 2
Coding region: 75-785 (236 amino acids)
Source: RefSeq, a predicted model, not a curated record
GUAGUAGUAUUUGGAGUAUUUGUGUGUCAAUCAGUCAAUUUGUCAAAAUUAUCUUGUCAAGUCAAUACGUGAAAAUGGCUGAUGCUGCUGCAGCCCGUCGUGAAGCUCGAAGAAAAAGGAUUUUAGAGAAUUCUAACAAUAGACUUCAACUGAUAGCUGGUAAAGCAAGCACCGAAAGUACCAAAUCAUCACCCAUUAGAUGUCACAACCCAGAGCAGCCACUAGAAGUUCCUGUGACAGCAGUUCCAUCAGAAAGUAGCAGCAUCUAUAAGCCCCUCAACAAUGGGGUAUUCGUCACGGAGAGCGACCAAUUCGAAUUCCUGUCCACCUUGUCUUCGAUGCACGGGCAUGACACUAUCGCGGCCGGCGACACAGAAACAAGCAACGAACUCGCAUCUUUCUCGACUGCACCUACAGCAUCAGUUCAAAGUCAGUCCAUUUGGGAAAAGAUCACUAUUUACAAAUAUGACAUAGUGCUACUAUCAUUGUUGAUCCAAAUUCUAUACAGUUUCUCAGUGAUGCCCUUUGAGAGCAACUACAUAUUCCUCCCAUUUGCAUUGUAUGCUAUCACCAAACAGAUGUUUUUCCCAGUUCAAAAUAACUCCAAAUUAGCAAAUGCAUUGUUACUACUAAACAACUUAUCAGGACAGGCCAACGUGAUACAGAAAGCACUUGGCAUCUCCCAGUGGGUUGGAGGUCUGCUGCAAGAUGUCUUUGUUUAUCUUUUCACUACAAUUUGUUUACAGUCUGUGUGCCUGACAUUGAAGGAGAGCUUGAUGACAUAGUGAUUGCUUGUCACCCCUCAUGUGAGGUUGUUGUUGACUGAGCAGUUUGUUUCAAUAGCAGGCUAGUGUGAUGGGAAUGUUCCAUAGUUUGAUUGCUUGUGCCUUUUAUGUAAGUGAGAUGUGACAAGUGUGCGUUUUAGUCACAUGUUGCCAUUUUAGUUAUAAAUUAGAUACCAUUUUGUACAUAGCAACAGAAAUUUUGAUUUUAGUAAAGUUUUUGCUCAAUUAUUUCCUGCAAAUUUUAAUUUGAUAUAUUGUAUUGGAUAGUACUAUAUAAAUUUGUUAUUACUUAUAUAAUAGACACUAUUUUGCACAAGAGCAUUUAAAAGUUAAUAACUUGUAAGAAAUGUUUGUUAUUCAGUCUAUUUUUAUUCAAUUCAUUUAAAUGCCUGCUAUUAGAUAAUGUUAUUAACUUUGAAAUGUAUUUCAACUCCCUCAACAUCAAGCCCUCUGCAAAAAUAGGUUGUCUCCUUUUAUUAAAUACACUUUAACAUUUUGUCAAAUUUUAAGCGUUAUAUAAUUUUGACUGAAAUCUUUUUUCUUGUUAUUACUCUUGCAUUUAAUUUAUUGUAUUUAUUUUUGUUCUAUUUAAUUAAUCACAAUUAUAUUAAUUAUCAAACUUCAUAAGUAUGUGUGACAAAUACAUGUAAAAAUAAAUAGUAUGCCAAAUUAGGAUUGUUGAAACUAUUUUCAUGCUUUAUAUAACUAAAGGAUAUAUUUUGAUAUAAUGAACUGUGUAUUUUUCAAUGAUUUCUUGAAGAGGCCUAUUUUAAAAUGUCAAACUUUUUAAAUCUCAAUGUACAUUUAUACAGCAGACAGCAUUAUUUAGAUCUUUCAUUGAGCACAUUGUAAUGUUGAAGUUUACACUUUGUAUGGAACUGUCUUGUAUAGCUUUCCAUAACUUUGAUGAUUAUAUAAAAAUUUUUGUGUUUUCUACUAUUUGGAAAAUUCUAACAUAAGAACUAACAAUGUGCUAUUCACAAAAUUUUUGCGAAUGGUCAGCAAGUAUUGUAGGAAAUUUAUUUUCUUCAGAUCAUUCCUAUGAAAUUUGAGAUCUGAAUCUGAAGAAUCUGCCGGAAUUCUCAAUAAAGGAAAUUUCUAAGAACAUGAUUUUUUCUCAGUCGCACAUCGAUAAUAUAGUAACUUCAUGGUAGAACGAACAAAAUGAUACCAUACAUAGACUUGGAAAGCAAAAAUUUCAUAUGUAGUAUUGUCUAUAUUAUGUAUUUUGUAUAAAAUUUUCCACUGUAUUAUAAUGGAAUUUUCCUAAUAAUAGCUGGGCAUCGUAAAACACCCAGACAGACCUUGACCUGACUGGAGAGUCAAACAAAUACCUAAUUUAAAUCUUAUUAAAUUUCAACUUUGUUACUAGAAUAUUACAUGCAACAUUAAUUUACAGUUAACAAUAUCAGCAUAAUGCAUGUACAGUCGACCGCAUGUCAGGUUACCCCACAUGGCACCAGUGAUAAUGGGGAAUUUGCAUUGAAUUUUAAUACUUUGAUGUGUGGUCGGAUGUACUUGUAGAAAUAAAGGAAAUCUGUUAAAAAUGAAAGGUUUAAUUAUAUUUUGUAACAAUUUAAAUAAAAAAGGACACACUGAA